CAGCCCCCCCCUAUUUCACCACAUUUCUCAAUCGCCCACGCUCUAACCUUUGCAUGCAAUGAGCAGCAACGACAAGACCCUUUCCUCCGCUGCAGACGCCAUCGGCAAUACGCCCCUCGUACGGCUCGACCGCAUCACGUCCGCUCUCGGGCUGCAGGGCACGAUCCUCGCCAAGCUCGAGUACCUGAACCCCGGGGGCUCGAAGAAAGACCGGGCGGCACGCGGCAUCAUUGACGAAGCUGAGGCAGCAGGACUUCUGAAGCCUGGCCAGCCGGUAGUUGAGCUCACGAGUGGCAACAUGGGUGGGCGGCCGGGCGACGGGGCUGACUGCAGGCACGGGGCUGGCGAUCGUCUGCGGUAUCCGGGGAUAUCCGUUCGUGGCCGUCAUGUCGCGGGGCAACUCGCGCGAGCGGGCGCGCAUGAUGGCUGCGCUUGGCGCCGAGGUCGUGCUCGUCGACCAGAUGCCGGGCUCGGUGCCGGGCCAGGUAUCCGGCGCGGACCUGGCGCUCGUGGAAGAAAGGGCACGCGAAGUGACCGCCGCGCGCGGCGCGUUCCGCGCCGACCAGUUCGCGCGCGCCGGCAACUGGCGCGCGCAAAUGGGAAUGGCGCGCGAAAUGUGGGCGCAGACGCACGGGCAGUUGGAGGGGUUCGUCGACUUCGUCGGGUCGGGGGGCACGUUUGCGGGCGUCGCGCGCGCGCUCAAGGAGCUCGAGCCCGAGAUUCGGUGCUUCGUCGUCGAGCCUGAGGGCGCAGCCGUGCUUGCCGGCCAUCCGCUGACGUCUCCGGACCACCCCAUACAGGGCGGAGGGUAUGCGAUGCCCGACCUCGCGUUCCUCCGCGGCAUGCGUGCCGACGGGUACAUCCAGGUAUCGGGAGACGAGGCGGUCGCGGCUGCGCGCAUGCUCGCCACAAAGGAGGGCAUCUUUGGCGGAUACUCGUCUGGUGCGAACCUCGCGGCGGCGAUCAAGGCGCUGCGGGGAGAGAUGAAAGGAAAGACAGUCGCGAUGGUCGUGUGUGACUCGGGCCUCAAAUAUCUCUCCACGGAACUAUGGCCGGAGCUUGAGGGCUGUGCAUGAGUGCGGGGGUGCCCCAUGGAUCGAAGAUAGACCCGCUGUUCACACCCGACUUCUUCUGCCAGAUAAGCUCGGUCCGGGCGAGAGGGAGAGCAAGGGGUGCGAUGGAGCCAGGUCCUCAGUGUCAUGCCGAGGACAACUCUGCGGCCCCAGGAAGUUCGAAGCAGAUACGAAGCAGCGCUUCCAUGGAAUCUAUGUACACCGAUGUUGAACGAUACAUCAUUGGCGUCC
Molecule: messenger RNA, 1304 nt
Organism: Cutaneotrichosporon oleaginosum
Lineage: Eukaryota; Fungi; Basidiomycota; Tremellomycetes; Trichosporonales; Trichosporonaceae
Biological process (GO): L-cysteine biosynthetic process
Cellular component (GO): cytoplasm
Source: RefSeq, a predicted model, not a curated record